Phytomonas sp. EM1 is the source of this 947-nucleotide messenger RNA. The record is from the annotation of a GenBank genome assembly. Lineage: Eukaryota; Euglenozoa; Kinetoplastea; Trypanosomatida; Trypanosomatidae.
GGAAUCUGGGAUAAAAAUAAUAAUCACCAAUUCCCUCUGGUAGGUAGAUUUUAGAGACAGCCUAAUGUUGCAAGAUGACUGCCAAAAAAAUUGUAAAGUAAACAGCGAAGUUUUCGAGUACGUUUUCAAUGCUGUCCCCUUCAAGGGUGACACGGCGGCGUAUAAUCGACAGCUUGGGAUAGCUCACUUUGAAUUUUUAGCCGAAAAGAUUGAUCUUGGGCUAGCAGACCUGUCGUUUUAUAUUCUGGCGUUUUAUUUAAAAUGCUCUAGUGCGCUACCAUACCAUAUUUCAGAGGCGUGCUUUGUUUCUGGGCUCUCUCAGGCCCUCUCACCCGACGACAAAGUCUCUCCAGAGAAUGAAUAUGCAGGUGCCUUUAGGGCGCUUCGAAGUGCUGUAAGAAAGACUCAUCAUCAAAUUCUACACAAUGAGGUUGAUCUCAUUAAGUUCUACAAUUUCCUGUAUAUGUGGUGUCUAAGGAACAAUCGAGCCUCGGACCGUACUACCGUCGCAAUGGAGUUGUGGGAGCUCUUUUUUACUGAAGACAGCUCCUCUAUGGAAUGUGACAAUUACAAACACUAUGUGUGCUUCCGUAACCUGCGAAAUUGGAUUGCUUUUGUGGGGACCAACAGCUUCGCUGAGAAUUUCAGCAUUUCCGCGGAUCUGUGGCACCAACUAUUUUAUUUCGCUAAGCUUGAGUCAUAUGAAACAUACAGCACGAGUGAUUCAUGGCCUCUUGCGCUCGACAGUUUCGUGGAAUGGUCCAAACAAGGACAAUCGGAAGAAAAUAAUAUGGAAAGAUAUUGAGUGCAAAUUGCCUCUAUUUUGAGUUUGGGGAGGAACGGAGGCAAAUUCCCCUCACCUGUUCAGCGUUUCAGACAUAUUUUAAACACUCAGAACAGCUCUGUUUCCUCUCUCUAUUCGAUGAACUCUGAUGCACUCACAUAUG